Messenger RNA from Rotaria sp. Silwood2, 271 nucleotides. The record is from the annotation of a GenBank genome assembly. NCBI's taxonomy places the organism in Eukaryota, Metazoa, Rotifera, Eurotatoria, Philodinida, Philodinidae.
ACCUGCUUAUUGUAUUACAACACAUUAAAGCCAAGGUCAAACAUUGAACAAAGUGGUUAUUGAUUUAAAAUUACCAAAUGAAACUGAUGAUAUUGCAGCAGUAUAUGUACCAUUAUCUCGUGUGAAACGUUUAGUUGAUUUAGCUAUUCUACGACCAUUCGAUUACAAAGUUUUACUUAUGAAACCAAAUAAAUCUCAAGUUGCUGAGAUGGAACGACUUGAUCAGCUUUAUAUCAACACACAAUUGCGUUUCCCAGAAUUGUUUCAAUAA